This is a messenger RNA of Colletotrichum truncatum, 816 nucleotides long. RefSeq names its product 2,5-dichloro-2,5-cyclohexadiene-1,4-diol dehydrogenase. The record is from RefSeq and is a predicted model, not a curated record. Lineage: Eukaryota; Fungi; Ascomycota; Sordariomycetes; Glomerellales; Glomerellaceae.
AUGGGAAUACUGGAGCCCACACUUACUCCCUUCGAGGGCAAAGUCAUCACCGUUGCCGGCGGCAGCCGCGGUACCGGCCUGGCCACGGUCAAGUAUCUCAUUCUCCGCGGCGCAACCGUCUCCAUGUCGAGUUCUUCGCCCAAGGGUAUCGCAAAGGCACAUGCCGAGGUCCUCCAGGACUGCCCGGGGAGCGAAGGCCGCGUCAUGGCCAUGGCGUGUGAUAUCACAAAGUAUGAGGAUGUACAGGCGUGGAUCUCGGAGACGAUGAAGAGAUUCGGACGCAUUGACGGUUGCGCAAACGUAUCUGGAAAGGAGCAGAGGAGACUCUUCCCAAUUGCCGAUUUUCCGCUGGAGGACUUUAACGAAAUCAUGCAAGUCAACGUCAACGGCCUUUUCCACCUUCUAAAAGAGCAGAUGAAGGUCGUGUCCGACGGCGGAAGCAUCGUCAACGUCGGGAGCGUGUGCAGCCACUUCUCUUCUCCAUGCUACGGCGCUUAUAUCGCGUCUAAGCAUGCGGCUGCCGGCUUGACAAAGGCCGCUGCAUUCGAGGGUGCUCCGAGGAACGUUCGUGUCAAUGCGGUUAACCCGCAAAGUGGUACAAUCGACUCAGAGAUGACUCGGCGCCCAUUUGAGCUCCCCGGUGGUCACACGUUCACUCCUUCUGCGCAGACGGUCCCGCAACUGUUGAAGAGAAUGGCAGAGCCGGAGGAAAUUGCCGCUUCUGUGUGUUUCCUGCUCAGUGAUGAGAGCAAGUUCGUGACCAAGUCGGAAUGGCAAGUGGAUGGCGGUUGGCUUGAGGGUACUCUGACUGGGUAG